Messenger RNA from Strongylocentrotus purpuratus (purple sea urchin), 1543 nucleotides. RefSeq names its product COP9 signalosome complex subunit 8 (gene cops8). NCBI's taxonomy places the organism in Eukaryota, Metazoa, Echinodermata, Echinoidea, Camarodonta, Strongylocentrotidae. The record is from RefSeq and is a predicted model, not a curated record. Gene Ontology annotation, cellular component: COP9 signalosome. The transcript has 7 exons. Gene Ontology annotation, biological process: COP9 signalosome assembly; protein deneddylation. The coding region runs from base 50 to 613 and encodes 187 amino acids.
AUUUUACCCCUACAAAAUAAAAUAGAAGUGCCCAUGUCCAUUUGCAAAGAUGGCUGCUUUUGAUGCAAUUUCGCUCGUCGAGCAGUGUGAGCAGCAAGAAUUAGAGGCCCCAGGAGGUGUCGCCUCACCAGAACUCUAUAAGAAGCUGCUUGCUCUUUACCUUCUACAAAAUGAUUUAAAUAAUGCAAAAUUUUUGUGGAAGAGAAUUCCAGCUGCAGUGAAAACGGCCGACCCAGAACUUGGCUAUAUAUGGGAGAUUGGUCAGAACAUGUGGCAGAGAGAUUUCUCCUCGUCAAAGUUAUAUAGCGCCCUCAACAGAGAAUGGUCUGAUGUCAUCAAGGAAAUCAUCUCAGCACUUUCAGACUCUAUAAAGCAAAGGCUAUUCCAGCUUGUAGGCAAUACAUACACAUCAAUAGAAGACGAUCAGUUUGCAUCCUAUCUCGGAAUGUCCAAGGAGCAAGCCAUCAAUGCUGUCCAAGAAGAAGGUUGGUCGUACAACUCUACUACUCAAAUGAUUUUACCCAAGAAACCAGUUCCAUCAAGAGAAGCUCCAGCACCCAGUGAACAACAAAUAGCUCAACUGACCGAGUUUGUCGCUUUCUUAGAAAAUUGAAAAUACGUGUAACUCCACCAAUGAAAAAGUAGGCAAGAAGAUAUUGAACAGUUCUCCAGCUGACGCAUUGUAGCCAGCUUUUGAGACUUUGGAUACUUUUCAUUCAGACUGAAGGAUUUGAAACUGAACCAACAUCUUUAAAAAGAAAUUCAGUAUCUGGAACACAUGCCUUUCUUUCCCUUGAAAUGCAGUGAGAAGACUUAAACCGUUAACAAUUUCCCCCAUAUACUAAGGAAGUGAUACAUCUGCACUUUGACGUAGUGUAAACUAAAGACAGUCUAUCGUUCUUCUCUGAGUUACAAACUCUGUAUUUAUACCUACAAAAAAAAAUAUACACAUUUUUUUCUUCAUUUUCAUGGGAAACAUGCUCACAGGUUUUCCUCCUAUUAUUUACUCAAAGUUGAUCUUUGACCUUUAUAUUUCCAGAGCACUUUCCUACUUUGUAAGACUGUCCUACUUUUUUUUAGCCGCGGAUGGCCUGAUCCUUAUAACUCAAGUCGCUUGGAGUAAUCCACAGGGAUUAUGCUGUCCAUGGCUUAGCACAAGCAGUGGAUAUUGCUUUAGAGACCACCCGCAAAAUUCAAAUAAGCCAGAUUCUGGACCCAAACACGGUAGGUUUUGGGUGGAAUGGUGGAUAGUGAUUAUUGGAAGCGUAUGUGUUACAUUAGAACUGAAAAGCAGUCCACAUCUUCAUGUAAAUAAGGCUUUUUGCAGUAACAUCAUGGGAUAUUUGCAGAAUGUGCCCGACUGGAAAGGUGGAAUACUUAAUAGCCCUUUUACUUUAAAGACAUAAUAUAAUGCUGGGGAUUAUGAGACAGUUGGACUGUGAAGAAAACACAGUUUUGUAAAUAAUCAUCUUGUAAAUGUCAUUAUAGUGUAUUAAAAUAUGUGAAACAUAUAAAUAAACAAGUAUGUGUGAAAAUAUGUUCA